AUGGUGUUGCAACUGCAUGUGUGGGGGCCAGCCUUUACUCUGCCCUCAAUUGAGGCGCAAUGCCUUGCAGCUAUUGCCUACUGCUCGGUAGCUCUGCCUAAAGGCUCCUGGGAGCUUGUGGCGACUAGCGAUCCCUCGGUGUCUCCUACUGGUGAGCUGCCCGCCCUGCAAGAUGGGUCAACGUGGGUGAGCCGCUUCCGCAACAUCGUGGACUAUUUGCGCCAAUACUCGAACGGAGAAUGGGAUCUGGACCGCCGACUUGACGAAACAGCUCGUGCGGACAGUAUCGCCUUCUCCUCCUUCGUCGAAUCCCGCGGUCAAAUCCUCAUCGAUCUCUCCCUGUACGUGAGCAGCCAGAACUACUACGGCAACACAUCACCCGCCUACGGCAACCUUCUUCAAUGGCCAAACCAAUGGAUCCUACCGCCAAAGCUCCACGGCGCUGCCAAAACCCGCACCGAGCACCUAGGUCUGUCGUCGCUGGACCUACAGGCGAUGGAAGAGCAGCGCCAACGUGAACACUCGGCCGCGGUUGCAGCCGGCCGAGUGCCGAAGAAUCUCAUUGCACGCCCACGCGACACGGUAUCGAAACUGCUCGGCCGGACGGCACAGCAUAAUCAUUUCCGCCUGGAGGCCCUGACGGGCGAGUUCUUCGAGCCACUGGAGGCCAUGCUAGGUCAGAAGGCGUAUUUCUUGGCCGCGAAGGAGGAUGAUACACCUUCCAGUCUGGACUGCAUUGCGCUAGGAUAUCUUUCGUUGGCGCUGGUGCCCGAACUCACCUUCCCAUGGCUGCGAGACGCUAUGCGGAACAAGAGUCCGCGACUUGCGGCGUAUACGGAGCACGUGCGACGACGAUGCUUUGGCCAGGCACCCGUAGAGGUUGCGCAUGCCUUUUCACCAGAGUCUGCGCCCUCAUCGCCGCUGCCAUGGCGGACUCCUAGCCGUAUCUCCGUUGCGGCUGUGGGCAGCACCCUACUUGAUUCACUAGCUGAAUCUACGCCACUCCUCCGCAGACUUCGCAGGUAUAACGGACUGAAGGCAGGUGCCCAGUCCCCGGAUGCAGAUCUCUCAGGACUCGAACGGAACGUUGUUUCCCAGGCUGCCGACGCCGGUAAAAAUGACCUAUACGCGUCCGUCGCGGCUGUCGUGGGCGGUGUUGCUCUGCUGGUUGGCUACAUGUUCCACAUUGGCAUGAUUUCCACAGUGGCAGCUGGUCAAAAAGAGUAUGAGGAGGAGCAAGAAGAAGAGGAAGACGAGGAAGAGGGCAUCGUCGAUGCAGGCACUGCGGCGGACUUCCUGAAUAUGGGCGGUCUUGGCGAUUUGGGUAUCCCCGGUUCAUCAUAACGGGAUCAAAAUACACCCUCACACGGUGACAUUCUCAUCCAUUGACCGCAGUUGUGGACUCGGACACUUGUUCUACUAUUUCCAGCGAAAAGUCGAGAGAACCAACAAUGUACUGUACAAUAGA
Molecule: messenger RNA, 1468 nt
Organism: Penicillium subrubescens
Lineage: Eukaryota; Fungi; Ascomycota; Eurotiomycetes; Eurotiales; Aspergillaceae
Product: glutathione S-transferase family protein
Exons: 3
Coding region: 1-1344 (447 amino acids)
Biological process (GO): mitochondrion organization
Cellular component (GO): SAM complex
Source: RefSeq, a predicted model, not a curated record